CCACUACCACUCCCGCGCCGGUAUCCAGUCCCUCAUCAAAGUGCAUAACGUGAUCAACGGGAUAACGUGCACAAGGUACCACGUUAUCCCUAAGUACGUGAUUUUACGUAAGUUAAUUCGAUAGUUACUGUUUAUUGUUUUCAUGAAGAUAUCGAUGGCUGAUUGAACAAAUACGGGAAUGCUGAGAACUCAAUAUCGACGUUGGACAGACUGAUUGAAGAGGAUGUGAUUACAGUUGAGGAAACCGGGUGACUUGGUGGGAUAACGGAAACGGCGUUAGUCGCGUCAGUGCCGUUGGAAACGGCUGGAACGGGUGUGAAUUCAGUGGGGACACGGUGGUGUUACAGUCAAUACAAUGAUUGACCCAAGCUCCUCGGAGGAGGAGAGCGAUGAGGAUCAGAGCACUCAUCGCGGGGGUGGAGGCGGGGGUCGUGCUCCAAGUGGUCACGUCUCUCGUCAUCAUCCCGGCGGUGGUGGCAGUGGUCCUGGUGCUAAUGUAGGCAGCGGUCCUGGUGGUUUGACAGCAUCGCCUGGUGGUCACAGUCAAACAAGCAGCAUUGGCUCACCAAGUUUACAUGGUGGAAGUUUGCAUGGACCACAUGGACGUAAUAUAUCUGGCAGCCAAGGAGUUCAUGGUUCUGUUGGUGAUGCUGGGCCAGCUGGACUUGAUGUGCCAAAUUUAACAAGUGCUAGAAAUUCAUUGUCACCAUCUAUGGUUGCCACCCAGGAUGCUGCCAAUUAUGCAAAGUCGGCGCAAAGGCCCAUAAGCCCUUCGCCGUCGCUUGCAAGUGAAAAAACUGAAGCUGAGAUACACGAUAAGCAAGAGAGAGAAGAGGAGGAGAGGAAAACUCGUAUUCAGCUGUAUGUCUUUAUAUCAAGAUGUAUUGCUUAUCCAUUCAACGCCAAACAACCCACAGACAUGACCCGAAGACAAAUGAAAAUCACGAAACAACAACUAGAAACACUGUGUUCAAGAUUCCAGGCAUUUCUCAAGGGCGAGACUCAGAUAAUGGCUGACGAGGCAUUUCACAAUGCCAUACAGAAUUAUUUUGACGUAUUUUUGAAAUCAGAGAGAGUCGUGAGGAUGGUGCAGAGUGGUGCUUGUUCCCAGUACGACUUCCGCGAGGUGUUCAGGAACAACGUUGAAAAGCGUGUUCGCAGCCUCCCGGAAAUCGAUGGAGUGAGCAAAGAGACUGUACUUAAAUCAUGGCUGGCAAAGUUCGAUUGUAUAUUCAAAGGAACUGGUGAUGAAGACAGCAAGAGGCCAUCAAAGAUGCAACAACAAUCCCUGAAUUCCGAGUGUAUAUUGUCAAAAGAACAGCUCUACGAUAUGUUUCAACAAAUUCUUGGCAUUAAAAAAUUUGAGCAUCAGCUUCUGUUCAACGCCCUCCUGUUGGACUCAGCCGAUGAGCAGGCUGCCGCCAUCAGGAGGGAGCUGGACGGUCGCGUGACACGAGUAAACGAAAUGGAAAAGAAUCGUAAGCUCAUGCCGAAAUUUCUCCACAAGGAGAUGGAGUCGCUCUACAUCGAGGAGCUCAAGUCGUCUAUCAACCUAUUGAUGACCAAUCUGGAGUCAUUACCUGUCUCCAAGGGUUCGAUAGACAGCAAAUACGGGUUGCAGAAGCUGAAGCGCCGUAGUGACCGCUCCCGCUACCGCACCCAGAGCUCCCUCGCUAAAUUGGAGGGCGACUCCGCUGAUUCCGAUCCACAGUUGACUAAGAUGGAUGUUGGUUUGACAUUUCAACUCGAAGUUAUUGUUAUGGAGGUAAAGGGCCUCAAGAGUCUCCCCCCAAAUCGAAUUGUAUAUUGUACUAUGGAGGUUGAAGGUGGUGAGAAACUCCAGACAGAUCAGGCAGAAGCGUCUAAGCCCAUGUGGGAUACACAGGGUGAUUUUUCAACUAUGCAUCCAUUGCCAGUUGUAAAAGUACGUUUGUACAUGGAGAAUCAAGCAAUGUUAGCAUUGGAGGACAAAGAAAUUGGUAAAGUUAUCAUCAGACCAACGCCGUUAUCCUGCAAAGUGCCCGAGUGGCAUCGCAUGACCGUCCCAAAAAAUAAUCCUGAUCAGGAUUUACGUAUUAAGAUAGCAUGUCGUAUGGACAAACCCCUCAACAUGAAGCAUUGUGGCUAUUUAUAUGCCCUUGGCAAAUCAGUAUGGAAAAAAUGGAAGAAACGGUACUUCGUGCUGGUUCAGGUCUCGCAGUACACAUUUGCGAUGUGCUCAUAUAAAGAAAAAAAAAGUGAGCCGUCGGAAAUGAUGCAGCUGGAUGGCUAUGGAGUGGACUAUCUCGAAGCCGUUUCUGCUACUAUCGUGGUUGGUCAUGAUUUGGAAGGGGGAACAUUUUUUUUUAAUGCUCUACGAGACGGGGAUACCAUUGUAUUCGCAUGUGAGGAUGAGAAUGAGUGGCAUUUAUGGGUAAUGGCGAUGUACAGAGCAACGGGACAAUCACAUAAACCUACACCACCAGUCUCUGUUGCUGAUAAAAAUUCAACUAUUAGUAAGAUUCAAGGUGAUGCUGAUAGGGCUAAAAAACACGGCAUGGAAGACUUCAUAAGUGCUGAUCCCUGCAAAUUUGAUCAUGCCACGAUAUUCAACUUUCUACAGAACUUGACCCUGGAUUACAGACUCAAUGAUCCAUAUUGCUCGUUGGGAUGGUUCUCACCAGGUCAAGUAUUUGUUCUUGAUGAAUACUGUGCUAGAUAUGGCGUUCGUGGAUGCUUUCGACAUCUAUGCUACCUCAGUGAUCUACUUGAUCGUGCUGAGCGUGGAGUUAUGAUCGAUCCUACUUUAAUUCAUUAUAGUUUUGCAUUCUGUGCCUCCCACGUCCAUGGCACCCGGCCAGAUGGAGUUGGUUCAAUCACCCACGAGGAGAGGGAUAAAUUUCAAGAGAUCAAAGAACGCUUACGUCAACUCUUAGAGAAACAAAUAACUAAUUUCAGGUAUAGUUUUCCAUUCGGCCGUCCUGAGGGUGCAUUGAAAGCAACAUUAUCCCUGUUAGAACGUGUCCUGAUGAAAGACAUUGUUACACCAGUGCCAAUCGAGGAUGUUCGUAGCAUGAUUAAGUCGUGUUUGGAGACCGCAGCACUUGUCAAUUACGACAGGUUAUCAGCGGCUGCCAAAAUUGAGGAUGACUAUAAUGGAGAGGUCUGUGUACCUCCUGGAAAAAAAUUGGAUGAUCUCAUACGUCUCGCUGAACUAUGCGUCGAUUUGUUGCAGCAAAAUGAAGAACAUUAUUCGGAGGUAGCGUUCGCCUGGUUUAGCGACCUCCUGGUGGAGCAUGCCGAGAUCUUCUGGUCGUUAUUUGCCGUUGACAUGGACAAGGUACUAUCAGAACAGCCACCAGACACUUGGGACAGUUUUCCACUGUUUCAAAUAUUGAACGAUUAUCUCAGGAUGGACGAUAAUCUGAAGAAUGGCAGAUUCCACCAGCAUCUCAGGGAUUUAUUUUCACCAUUGGUGAAUCGUUAUGUCGAAUUAAUGGAGACAUCAAUAGCACAAUCGAUUCACAAGGGCUUUGAGAAGGAACGAUGGGAGGUAAAGGGCAAUGGAUGUGCUACAUCAGAGGAUCUAUUUUGGAAACUCGAUGCCCUACAAGCCUUUAUUGGUGGGUUACAUUGGCCGGACCAGGAUGUUCGAACACAAUUGGAACAACGUCUGAAGCAGAUGGCAUCGGAAAUGAUUGAACAGUGCAUAACAAAGACAGAUGCAGCAUUUCAAACUUGGCUUAAAAAAGGAGUUACAUUUAUAUCAACUGAUUAUAUUUUACCAUCGGAAAUGUGCGCUAUGGUGAACGUUAUCUUGGAUGCCAAAAAUCAGAGUUUUAAGCUUUGCACGGUUGAAGGAGUCGAUGUGCAUCAACUUCACUCGAAGAUGGACAAAACCAUCGAUAAACUAUUGGCGGACAUGACACAGGGCAUGGUCAACAAAUUAAUCGCAGUAUUGGAAGCAACAUUGUCCAAGUUAUCGCGUUAUGAUGAGGGUUCCUUCAUUGGUUCGAUUCUCAGUUUCACGAAGGUUUCAGGAAGCGGCAAGGAGAUGGGCCAGGCAUAUGUCAACUUUGCGAGAAACUCCAUGGACCAGAUUCGUAGCAAGAUUAUCGAUGAACUGUGGAUACUCAAUUUCUUUGAGCAAUGGUACACGGGAAAAAAUCAAUUGUUGUGCAACUGGUUAUCAGACAGACUCGAUCACAAUCUUCACUUGCAUCAGUGUACAUGUUUAGCACACAUUGUUAAGAAAGUGUAUACAGACUUUGAGCUGCAGGGUGUUAUCGAGGAGAAACUCAACUCGAAGACAUAUCAGACGGUAUUGCAGAGAAUGCAGACGGAGGAAGCAACUUGUGCCUUAACCAUGAGCUCUCAGAAUGACGAAGGUCUUUCGGAGAAUGGAAAUGACGACGAAGUUGAGAGACCAAAAAUGAAGAUGACGGUCGUCGAGUCGGGUGGCGAGGAUGCUAAUUCUCUUACUAAUCUCACCAAUAUUACAUCAAACGUUACUGCAAAAGUUGGAAGUAUGUUUGGAAAAGGAAUCGGUGGACUUUCUACCAAGUUCGGUGGCGCCAGCUGGUUUUAAACUUUGUGUUUGAAUAUUCGAUUACUUGAGCCAGUGGUAAGCAACUGAAUGGGCGAGAAAUUUACUAAAAACAAGGAGUGAGAGAAAAAAAAUUGAAAAGACCGAAUAAUAACAUGGAAUUUGCCUAAGACGUACCUUGAUGCACUCAUUUUCAUAAUUAAAGGGAAUUAACAUCAUUAAAUAAACUCCCGCAUCAGUUUGGAUUUAGAACUCAGGGCAUAGAGAAGUCGACGGGCAGGAAAAAAAAUCAGUUUGAAAGUAAAAUAGAUGGAAAAAGAAUUAAAAAUAACUAUGCAAUUAUUUUGAUUGAAACUAAUGAGGAAAGUUUUAGCUUCGUGGAUGGGGUGAAAAAGUGAGACUUGUUGUGCAAAUGAGAAGCGUAAAAAAUAGAGAUAAAAGACCAGGGAGAGGGAAAACAUCGAAGCAAGUUUCAGUUGCGACUACUUCGGAAAAGUGUAAUUACCUUUGAACAAAUGAAACUAACGAUCGAAGCACUGGAACACGUUUAGAAGCAAAAUAUGUAUAGAUAUAUAUGCAUAACCGUAUCUAUUACAUUGUCCAUGUAAUAGGCCAUGUAAUUUGAUGCAUUGAGACGCUAAAUGUCCGCCAAGUUGGACAAAUUAAUGAAAAAAUAACAAGAAAACGCCAUUAAUGUUAGUGUGAUUGUGGCGCGAUGAAUAAAUUCCCUAUCUAGCAUGUGUAAACGCAUUAUUCAAGUGGUUUAGAAAAAGAAAAAGUAUAUAUAUUGAUAAAAAUAGAAUCGAAUGAGUAUGCUGGAUUGCAAGAUAAUGGUCCACUUUGUUUUUCAAGAAAAAAAAAAAUGUUUCGACCUCAUCAACACGUACGAAAAAAAACGUUACAACGUGGAAUAGAGUAGGGGGCUUAUAAAAAAAAACAAAUUUGUUUGUAAAUAAAAGAAAAAAAAAGAUACAAAAAAAUUAGCGGGAACGUCAACAAAAAAUAACUAUCGAGAGUGAGAGAAUACUUUUUAUAUAAUAAUUAUAAAGCGCGCGUAUAUCGAAUUUGUGGCUGAGAUAUGUAAAACAGAGUGUGACAGAGUUUGCUUCGUCAUAGCUUUUAAUUUUAGGUGAAAAAAAAAAGAAGUAAUGUAUUAAACGAAUACCAAAGAGAUAUCUGACGAUUAAAAGACGUAUAAGGGAACCAUAAGAUAGAAAAUAAAUACGGAACAAAGUAAUGAGAAAUGUGCACCACACAGUUUAUAUAUGAUUCGUAAUAUUAAAAUGAAAAAUGUAUGGAAUUCGAAUUUUGAAUUUUCUAGAUGCCUGAGUAUUUUCUAGAAACUAUGAUUUUUCUUGAUAAAUUUAUCAAUACAAGUUUAGUUGUAUUAUUCAAUUCAUUUAUCAAUUACUUUAGGUUCGCAUACAGGGGAAUCUCUAUUGUAAUGUUGUACGGUGAGGGGAAAGGAAAAGUGAUGACAGAAAAAGUUAAUAAAUAAAGGCGUGUGUUGAUGUCGUAGCUUUGGAGUAAUAAUCUCCACGUGAAACGAGUAUGAUUUCGGCCUCACUCAAUUUAGAUGCAGAUGAAAAAACAAAAAUAACGAGACAUAAUCGGAGAUUCUUUAGACUCAUACAGAACUCCUAGACUGAAUCACGAUUCAAAACUGGCCUUUCGCAACGCACCGAUAGGUUGCUUUUCAAUUUACUUGUUUUCGAAGUGAAUAUACAAUUUAUCUGUUGGCAAAGGAAUUAGUGACGAAAAAAAUCAGAAUCAGAUUUCAUUAGAGAGGAAAAAUAAUAAACCAGUGAGACAAAAAAUAAACUAAACAAAAGCCCUUCUGACCAGAGUAUUUGUCACUCAAGUAUUAAAAUUGAAAUGGUUCCAAAGAGGGCUUCUGCAUAUUCGCAUUGGCCCUCUCUAAAACAAGAUAAUAAUUCUAGAUCAUUACGAUUAUCAUUUUUAAUUAAUCUUACUAUCGGUAAAAAAAAAAAUCUUUCUCUUAUAAUCUUUACAUAAUAGAUUAGAUCUAGGACGAUUACGUAACGAUCUCUUUCCGCUCUCCGACGAUACUAGUUCCUGCACUUGAAACGAACAAUUGAACAAGACAAAGUUCUAAAAAACGUAACUGAAACUUCUAUUUAUUCUUAUUCUCAUUGUUGCGUUAAUUGUGAAAUUAUAACUUGACUUUGAAACGAAAAAAAAUAUGAAAAAACAAAAAAAUAUAUUUAAAAGAAAAGCGUGGGGACUUCUUAUCUCCCAGGCAGUGUUCUAGCACAUUCAACUUCUAUUCAACUGUUGUUCUCUCGUUAAUAAAAAUCUGCGCAAAAUACGCAAAAAAA
This is a messenger RNA of Diachasmimorpha longicaudata, 6864 nucleotides long. It is a transcript of the gene Cadps, whose product is annotated as Calcium-dependent secretion activator. Bases 356 to 4567 code for a protein of 1403 amino acids. The record is from RefSeq and is a predicted model, not a curated record. Gene Ontology annotation, biological process: dense core granule exocytosis; synaptic vesicle exocytosis. The transcript is spliced from 14 exons. NCBI's taxonomy places the organism in Eukaryota, Metazoa, Arthropoda, Insecta, Hymenoptera, Braconidae.